Brassica rapa (field mustard) is the source of this 5169-nucleotide messenger RNA. Its product is annotated as vascular-related unknown protein 1-like. The record is from RefSeq and is a predicted model, not a curated record. Gene Ontology annotation, biological process: xylem development. Lineage: Eukaryota; Viridiplantae; Streptophyta; Magnoliopsida; Brassicales; Brassicaceae.
GAACCGGUCCCGAACCGAACUUUUAUAUAACCCGAAUGGGGUUAAUUUUGAUAAACCCGAAAAAUCAAAACCCGAAUGGAUAAAACCAAAAUCCGAUUGGGACCCCGAAUGCCCAUGCCUGGUUAAAAUAAUUGAUAAAAGCAUCAUUGAAAAGAAUAAAAUCAUAUAAAUCUUAAGUCUAAAACAUCCUCAUUGGAAGAAAAAAUGUAAAUGUUUUGCUUACUACUUAUAUGACUGCAUUAUUAAUCACAUUUAUCGAUCGGCCAAAGAAUAUAAAUCCAAAUAUUAUAAUAUUUUAUCCAUAUAUAUGCAAAGGUUUUUUCUUUCGGAACAAUAAAAUGGACUUAUAUAUCACUUUUACACAAAAAUUACGAGAGUUAUACUGGAACUUAAACAUACUUUCUGAAGAUGGCUUAAUCUCACACUUCUUCAGUAGUCCGUCGUCGGCUUUUAGUUCUCCAUAUAAUUUUGAACAACGCUUUGGGGCCCAUGUGAUGACUACAUCAAGAUUCCGAUUGUUAUCUAUCCAAUUAAUUUUAUUUCGCCUUUUUAAAAAUACCAUGAAAAAAUAACGACCUAUAUGGCUAUAUAUACCCAACGCAACCACUUGAAGAAUUAUUCGAUGUUAGUUUGGGUUGUAAUUCCUCCUUUCUCCCACAUGAUGUCAUUCUCUUGUAACUCUUAUGUACAAAAUCACGCCCCUUUUGAUAAUAACGAUGAUGAUGUUGAUAUUGAUCAUCAUGCUAGUGAUCAUCAAGAGGAGAGUGGAUGGACAACUUAUCUCGAAGAUUUCUCAAAACAAUACAGAAAUCACCGCGAAGAUAGCGAUCAUCAAGACAAGAAUUCCUGUUCGCUUCUUGGCGUCUCUCCUUCUCUGGUCUCAGAUGCCGCAACUGAUGCCUUUUCCGGCAAGAGUUUUUCAGUUAAAUUUUCGGCGAAGUUGAAGUUUGGGAAAGCAAGAACCAAAAAGAUUUGUGAGGAUGAUUCUUUGGAGGACACGGCUAGCUCUCCGGUUAAUAGCCCUAAGGUCAGUCAGUCUGAACAUAUCCAGACGCCACCUAGAAAACAUGACUACUAUGUCUCUUCUAGUUUCGUUAUGAGAAAUACGAGAGGCAUGGAGGAUCAUCAAAUCCAAAUCCAAGAAGCGGAUGGACAAAAUAUGAGUAUGAUGGGGAAUCUCAGAGAAGGAAACAACAUAAACGACAAUAAUAUGGACUUGAGGAGUCGAGGAUUAUGCGUCGUCCCUAUUUCCACGUUGGCUAACUUUAAUGGUCGCUUCUGACUAAUAAUCAAUUCGGAUUAAAGCAGCCUUAUAAAUUUGGCGGUGUUUAUAUAUGCACCCAUCGAUCUUGUAUAUACUUGCUUGUUGUAUGUUCACUGGUAUGUGCUUAAUGACAUUUGUAUUGUAUGGUAUGUUUAAAUCUAUAUAAGUGUAAGUCGCUGGGAUAUAUGUUAAAGUAUACAUAUGCAUUUCUAAGAGCUACCAUCUCCUAUAGCUUCUGAAAGAACUUUCGCAAUCAGACCCACGUUUUUAUAUCAUCUACAAAAUUAUGAGAGAGUUAUAAUCUAGGUGAAUUAAGGACGUUAUGCUAUAUAUAUUAUAUUAUGCAACUACAAAUUUAAACAAAAGUUCAACCAAAUUGGAACUAAAAAAUUAUGGUACAAGUCAACGAUAGAUGCAAUCCAAUUAUAAUUCAAUAUGCUCAAAUAUCUUAAUAACAUAAUAAUAGUUAAAACAAUCUUCAAUUUCCAUACAUAUAAAUAAUAAAUUGAUUUAAAAUUUAAAAACAAAUGAAAUACAGUAUUAAUCAAUUAUCAUAAUUUUUUACUUUCUAAAUACUUAUAUAUAUGUGCAAGAACACACGAGUGUCACUUAAUAUAUAAAUAUAUACUAAAUGUUUUCAUGCGCCAUGCACAGACAUAAUAACUUUUAAAAAAUAUAUUUUAUUAUAUUAUUUUUACUUAAUUAAUUUUAUUCAAUUUUUAAAAAUAUAAAGUAAUAAUUUUGUAUACAAUAAUAAAAUAUAAUAUUAUUUUUAUUUUUGUAUUAUAUGAUCAAUAGAUAUAUCAAAUUUUUAAUGAUUUAUGCCAUUAUUUUCGUCUUAUAGUGAUUAUAGACUUAAACAAUGAUCCAUUGGUAAAUAAUAUAUAUGAUAUUAUUUAAAAUGAAUGAUAUAAAUAUUUAAAAGCAAUAGUAUAUAUUUAAAAAAAAUAUUUUUGUAAAAGUAGAUAAAACAUAAGUAGUUUGCAUAGAAGUUUUAUUUGCAGAAUAAAAACUACUAUAAGCUAUUUACAUAUGUUUAUCUAUAUUUUAUUAUUUUAUAUCUUAAGCAUGAACUAUAAUACCAUGUAUAUAUUAUAUUUAAUAAAAUUAUAAACAUGAGCCGUAUAGAAAGUAAUUUUUCAUAAAACUUAAAUGUAAUAAAGAAAUAAUUUCUGACCAUUUACAAUUUUCAUUUGAAACAUUGAAAAUAUAUAAAAUUCCAAUAAACAAAUGAAUAUUUUUAGUUUUUUUGUUAUUAAUUUGUUCAUUUUUUCAAGUUUAUAAUAUAAAUAUUACCUUAUAUAUUCAUUUCUAUAACUAAAUUAUGUCAUAAUUAAUUUAUUUCAUGUCAUAAUUAAGAAAGAUCCAUGUCAUAUUUUUUUGUUAGCUAUGUUAUCAUUUUUUAGGGUGAUUGUGAUGAUGAUACACGUACAAAUCAUUUGGUAAAUAAUAUCUUGGGGAUAUAUAUAUAGACUAUGUACAAAUCAUCUGAUGUUUUCCGUUUGGUUCCGAGACGUGUUAGAUGAAGCGUCUAAUCAAAUUAGUUAUGUAAUAAUAAAUGCUGUUUAAAAUGGAUUUGUAUAUUCAAUUAGUUCCUUUCAAGUUUCAUUAAGAAGCUUUUAAUUAUAGGUUUGCAUGUUAAAAGGCCUUCUUAACUUUCUGGAUUUCAUCUUAUAUACAACCAAAAAAAAUUUCAGUGUCAAUGAAUUCAAUAAAUUUCACAGCUGCUCAACAUGCUCCAAGAGCUCUAUAUGAUGUUGCAAAGUUGAUCAUACAUUCUUAACAUUGGUUAUAAAAUAUGAUCAAAGGUAAAAGAACAAUGAUUUGGGAUUGUAUGAUUCAGUAGAGAUUCCCAUAUAUUUCCAUGUAAAUAUUACGAAUUACUCUCUCCUCUCCGUUCCCAAAAAUAAGAUUUUCUAGAAUUUUCACGUUUAUUAAGAAUAUAAUAAAUGUUUACAAUUUAAUUUACAAUUUAUUUUUCAAUAAACUUUUCAAUAACUAUCCACCAAUAAAAUUUAAUCAACUCAAAUAUUCACAAUUAUUAUUUUUCAAAAGUAUACAAAUGUACCUUACAAAUAUAGAAAAUCUAUUUUUUGUGGAAUAAGAAUAAACUCUAGAAAAUUUUACUUUCAGUAACGGAGAAAGUAUUAUUGGAUAAAUCAUCCUUUUUAAACACCAUUUUUAAUAUUAAUUUAAAAGUCCAAUGAAUUUAGCCAAUAUAAUCGGAGCGACCAUAAGAAAAAAAAACUACAAUAUAAAAACGAUAAAAAUGGCAAAUGAGAAAAAAGACCCAUAAAAGAUGAUAUCUUUAACUUCAUCUAUAAUGUCAAAUCAGAUCCUUUGAGAAUCUCAUCAACGCUUCAUUGAUUUUUCUUCUUAUCUUUUUUUGUCUUUAAUGAUAAAAUGAUUCGCCAUUUAGGGUUUUUGACGAGGGAUAUAGCUUGCUUAAUUCUGUGAACAUUCUAUUGCUAAAACACCUACUUCUAGCUACUCUGAAUAUAUAUAUAUAUAUGCGAUCAUAUAUGUCUAUGUAGAAUUUUUCAGUUAACUACUAGAAGGAUGCAUGAGCAUGAUUCUUAUAACGUUUUGAUUUUCAUCCAAUAACAUUUGGAGAAGUUGCUUCUGGGACGCAAUCUCUCUUGUUAAUGACAAUCAUGUUGCAUAUUUUGAUCAAAAAAAAAUGACAAUCAUGUUGCAUAUUUUAAGACACGUCAUUAACUUGCCGGCUUCAUUUUAAAAAUACUUUUGUUAUCUGUAAGAUUCUUGAUAGCAGUAAACCACCAUGUGUACAAAAAAAUGCAGUAAACCACCCUGUACAUUCAGUUCAAAAAAAAAAAAAAAAAACAACCCUGUACAUAUCUUUUUGGAAAUAAGUAUCGGUAGUAACAAAUCUCAGAAUUUGUAUAGGUUAGGACUUCCCAGAAAUUAUAUAUAUUAGUAAUAAGGUCCAGCCUUUUAGGUUGAAUCGACGAUGGGGAGCGUCAUUCAAAACAAGACCGGCAAGAAGGACUUAUUGUCAGUUAUAACUGCUAAACCAACAAUAUUAGGCUUUGAAUAUAGCGGAUUAAGCGGUGCGGCUGCGUUUGUAUAAGCAAAACGCAUGCUGCGAAACAACUGCAGUUCAUCUAAAAUAAGCGGUUUCAAACAAAGUAUGAAUGAUGACUUAUAUAAUGAAUAGUAUAACUGAAAGAUACAUAUGAUAUAUUUAUAUUUUAAAAACUCAAAAAACAUAAAUACUAAUAUAAUUUUUUAUUUUUAAAAAAACUUUAAAAUAAUUAAACUUUAAAUAGAAUAUAAAACAAUUGAUCUAAUAAACAUAAUAUAUAAUUAUAAUUUAUAAUUAAAUAUAGAGAUGAGAGAUUCAGGAAGGAACAUAACCACUAAUUAUGUUCUUACAUUUUGAAACAAAAAAAAUUUUCUUAAAACUAUUUACAAUAUGAAACGAAUAGAAUAAUAAAAUUAAAAAAAAAAAGAGGAAUGAAAAGAAAUGAACAAAAGUGUGAUUGCGUUGAAAAAAAAAAAGCGUGAUUGCCGGGGGAGGAAUGUAGCUGAAACUAGGACUACGAUCGUCCGAUGUAUGGCCCCACUGCUUCGCUGUUUAAUUAUAAGGAUAAUUAAUAUCACUAAUCUUCUUAAGUUAUGCUAGCUAAUCCAAUGUGCAGAGUGCCCAACGUUUUGCUUUAUUGUCAAGGUUGAUUCCGUUUACAUUCGACAAUUAAUGUGUCUCAUAUCAUGCAUUGAGGUUUUGGUUUGAUUACAAAUUAAAAGUUAUAACAAGAUGAAUGAAUCGAUACAUUUUAUGUCAAUACAACAACCGACUAUAUGUCUACCUCAACUUUUUUGACGCAAAUCCUCAUCAGUUACACCGAACAACAUGAAUAUAGCUGCACCUCAAUAUAAAUAUA